AAAGCAUUGCAAUGUAUCGCAACAUGCGUCGUAUUGUAUAUGUAUUGUGAUACGUAUCGUAUCGUGAGGCCCUUGUCAAUACCCAGCCCUACCGGACAGGCAUUAUGAUUGUGUAUCGUGAUGUAUCGUUACACCCCUAUGUUUUAGUCUCUUGAAUUAUGUGUUCACACCAGGAGCGAAUGAAGCGAUAAACGCGAGUGAUUUACAUGUUCAGCCAAUGCAAAGACAUGACAGACAUCCUGCGGCGCGAUUUGUGCGAAUGAGUUGCGAGAAUUGAGCAUUUCGGGCGUUUGACGAAUUGAAAAAUCUGAACUUUGGCGGAUAUUCGCACCACGGUAAACAAUCAGGAGCUUGCCCAAGUAGUGACGUGAUUACGAUGUAGCGAGCAGAAGCAGAAAUACGUAACAACAAUAGAGGACAAAAUCUUUGUUGCUGUAUGUGGACAUCCGGAGCUGUACGACACAUCUUCGUUAUUUUAUAGAAACGGGAAAAAAAGGAUCUAGCUUGGAAGAAAUACACAUUUUAAGACUACAAGGUAGCUAAAGUCAGCAAAUUGAGAAUAUUCGCAUCUGAAUUCCACGCGCAAAUGAAGCGAGUUAACUCAAAAUGUUCAAGCGUCCAACUACUUCAUUCACAGUUGGUGUGAACGCACAGUAAAGGGGGGCCUAUUAUGCUAAAUUCACUUUAUAAGGUGUUUGAACACUGAUGUGUGUCCACAUUGUGUUUAAACAACCACCCUAUAAUGUUUAAAAUCCACCCAGAAGCUGUGUCUUAAAACAAACCAUUUUAGAUUCUCCUCUACGAUGACAUUAACAAAUGAAGAAGCCCCGCGCACAAUCUGUGACACUUCUGUUCAGUUAGUAUAGAUACAACCCUGAGUGAGAAGCACAGAGUUCAUCGUUGUUGUAUCUUCCCCAUACCAGUAUUACAAUGUCUGUGCCAGAGAGGAAUUACAGAUGUAAUUCUGGAUAUUCAACAAGGUUGAUUCUGGAGAAGGUUCCUGCUCAAACCUUAAAAUCAGAACAAUUCCAGGAUGUAUCUGGUAUCUCUGUCUGUGGCUUCACUGAUCAGACAUCUACAGAGCUUCUGGUUUCUGUCUGCAAUGGAGAAGAACAAAAGACAUCAGUAAAUCUGCUGGACUGUGGGAUGAAGCUAAAACAAGAAAUCACAGAAGGAGAACAGACAGAUAAAGAGGAGUUGAUUUAUCCUGAUCUGACGAAGGAUGAUAGUUCACGGUCGAACGAAAUCAAGGAGAAACCUCAUAAUUUUAAACCUGAAGAAGACCGAAGCCGCUUGAAGACCGAAGCGAUUUCGUCAGACGAAGAUUCUUGUACGUGCUCUCGGUGUGGAAAAAUCUUCAAUCGCCAAUCCGAACUUGAUGCGCACAUGCAAAUUCACACUGGGAAAGACAGUUGUGAUCAGUGUGGAAAGACCUUCACGUGUAAGUCCAGCCUUAACAUACACAUGCGAAUUCACAGUGGAGAAAAGCCCUACAGUUGUGACCAGUGUGAAAAGAGCUUCAAUCAUAAGGACAGCCUUGAUGCACACAUGCGAAUUCACAGUGGAUUAAAACCUCACGUAUGUGACCAAUGUGGAAAGUCCUUCACUUAUAAGUCCGACCUUAAUGAUCACAUGAGAAUUCACACUGGAAAAGCACCUUACGGUUGUGACCAGUGUAAAAAGAGCUUCACAUAUAAGCGCACCCUUAACGCGCACAUGCGAAUUCACACUGGAAUAAAACCUUACAGCUGUGACCAGUGUGAGAAGAGCUUCACUUAUAAGCGCACUCUCAACGUGCACAUGCAAAUUCACACGGGAAUAAAGCUUUACAGUUGUGACCAGUGUGAAAAGAGCUUCACUUUUGAGUACGACCUUGACGUGCACAGGAAAAUUCACGUUUACAGAUGCGAUGAGUGCGGAAAGAUUUUCGUUAAUACGUUCGACCUUGCCGCGCACAGGAGAACUCACGCUGUAGAAAGGCCUUACGCGUGCGACGAGUGCGGAAAGUGUUUCGUUCGUAAGUUCAGCCUUAAUGCGCACAUGCGAUUUCACACUGGAAUAAAGCCGUACAGAUGUUACGAGUGCGGAAAGAGCUUCACUCGUAAGUUCAGCCUCGAUGCACACUUGCGAUUUCACACCGGAGUAAAGCCUUUCGUGUGUGACCAUUGCGGAAGGAGCUUCACUUUCCCGUCCGACCUUAACGUGCACAAGAGAAUUCACACCGGAGAAAAGCCGUACAGUUGUGACCAGUGCGGAAGGCGCUUCACCCGUAAGUCCGGCCUUGAUUCGCACAUGCGAAUUCACUGUGAAGAAAAGCCUUACCGUUGUGAUGAGUGUGGACAGAGCUUCACUAUUAAGUCGAGCCUUGCUAGGCACAGGAGAAUUCACACUGGAGAAUAGCAGAUUUUGUCUUUCCAUCGAUCUAUCUCUUCUAUAUACAUGAUUUGUGGAGGUUUAGCUAGCUUUUAGUGUUGCUAAUAAUAUAAUUUAGGCCAUUUGAAGUCACCAUUAUAGUGACGAGUGCUUCAUUUGGGGUUUAAAUCCUAGGUGAAGUCUCCCUGUCUAGAUCAUUGUAAUGUGUUGGUUUUUAACUCUUUCCCCGCCAUUGACGAGUUAUCUCGUCAAUUAAGAGAAAACGCUUCCCUGCCAAUGGCGAGAAUUUCCGGCUUUCCACAAUACCGCUAUUACACUUCCGCAACUUUUACAACCCGGAAGAAACGCCUCGCGUGAAAGAGAAAGAACUCCGU
Misgurnus anguillicaudatus (oriental weatherfish) is the source of this 2747-nucleotide messenger RNA. RefSeq lists its product as uncharacterized. Gene Ontology annotation, biological process: regulation of transcription by RNA polymerase II. The record is from RefSeq and is a predicted model, not a curated record. Lineage: Eukaryota; Metazoa; Chordata; Actinopteri; Cypriniformes; Cobitidae. Gene Ontology annotation, molecular function: DNA-binding transcription factor activity, RNA polymerase II-specific; RNA polymerase II cis-regulatory region sequence-specific DNA binding.